AUGAAGAGGAAGUCCGUUUACACCAACAUCACCCCGAUCCCCUCGCAUAUUCCACGUCAGCUGGCCAUCGACAUGCUACACAAUCAUGGCGAAAUCAUCGAGCUCAAUCCCCUUGUGAUCGGCUACAAAGCCAUCAAAGCCCCGCAGACUGCGCCCGCCGACGAGUUCUUCUCCACGUGGUAUGAGAUCAACGAGAGGAUUCAGUAUGUCCCGGGCAUAGGAAAGGCCGGAGCAGGCAAAAUAUCUUUCAAGGGCUGUUUCCAUGACAUGCCGUGGGGCUUGCAGACACAUGUCUAUGCGCCCAUGGGUGUGGACCUGCGCAACAAGUGGCAGAUUCGGGGCAACCAACCGGGCGAGCCUCCCGAGUCGCGGGAACUGGGCAGCAAUGCUCCCCCCGAGGGUCUCUAUCUACGCGAAGACAUUGAAAUCAAGUGCAACCCGGCCAUGGUGUCGUUCGUCAAGAAAGAGAUGAAGGCUGCCUCCAAGACCAUGGUUGACCGCCUGGUGAAGAAGGCAGAAUUGAUUGACGCUGGCGUGUUGAAUGCGAUGAUGGAAGAUGGCAGACUCAAAACGCUGAACCCGGCAGAUCGCUCUCAGACUUUCCAACAGCAGGGACAUUAUUCGCCGUCCAUGCUCUCGCCCAACCCACAGUCCGGGUUCCCCCAAUCCCCGGCGGUCUCGACAUUCCAACAGUCCGCAUAUGCGAGACAAUCCAUGUACGGCUCACCGGGCCCACAAUACCAAUACUCACAGGUGCCCCCGGCUCAGGGCCUGGCGAUUGAAAUGGAGGGAAGCACCCAUUUUAUGCAGCCACCUCCGCCUCAGCAGCAACAGCAACAACAACUACAUCCGAACAGAUUCUCGUCGGCUGUCUCGGAACUGUCUGCCAGCUCCCCGAACCAAAGCGACUUCCCGCACAACAGCAGCCAGUCCGACCGACAAAGCUAUGCGGAGUCUGUCAGCUCGAUGCCGAGCUCGGUACCCCACGGCGGAAUGGCAUCUCCUGGCAUGGAGAAGCGAGCGUUCGUAGCGGAAUUACCGGCAAGCAAUGGAAACAUGCAGAAUAGGUCGCCGAGAACCCCAGAACCGAAUGCAAUGUCAGCUCAACAGCAACAAGCUCAGCAACAGUACCGAUAUAACCCUCAGGACUAUGCCCGGAUGUCAUGA
This is a messenger RNA of Fonsecaea erecta, 1167 nucleotides long. RefSeq lists its product as hypothetical. The transcript has a single exon. The record is from RefSeq and is a predicted model, not a curated record. NCBI's taxonomy places the organism in Eukaryota, Fungi, Ascomycota, Eurotiomycetes, Chaetothyriales, Herpotrichiellaceae. Bases 1 to 1167 code for a protein of 388 amino acids.